Molecule: messenger RNA, 3760 nt
Organism: Tachysurus vachellii
Lineage: Eukaryota; Metazoa; Chordata; Actinopteri; Siluriformes; Bagridae
Gene: rnf44
Product: ring finger protein 44
Exons: 11
Coding region: 481-1818 (445 amino acids)
Source: RefSeq, a predicted model, not a curated record
GCACCCGACACAAUGACAACACGCGCAGUAGAAUACUUGUGAAAUAAACGCAGCAGAACAAAAUUCACCGUUAAAACCGUUUUUAGUUCGAGUUUCGAGUCCAGAGAUAAUUGUUCUAACUAAUAAAACGACCCCAACAUCGACGCGCUUAUGAGUGGAGUUUAUUGCUGUUUGGUUGGACAUGAAAACACAGCAGCUCCAAUCAACAAGCUCGAGCAGGACGGAGUGAAAGCUACAAAACGGAGAAGACUCCUAAAGUCCAGCAUGCGCACAAGUUAACGUUUAUUAUUCUGUUCUAAAUAACGUAGUAAUAUCGGAUUUGUCUAAAAUAAAUAUUAUAAUAAACCUGGGUUAAGGAUAAGAAGUGUCUGGACCCGAGAGAAGACAAAGCUGAAGAGAAGCUGAGGCUGCUGGACCAGAGUGCCUCGAGCACCAGUGCUCCCCACCCGUGGCUGCGACUCGUUCUUCACAACAUCCCCAAUGCGACCAUGGGAAAUAGCUGUGAAUAGGCGGCCGCCAACAGCCCCCUUAAACCAGAGGAGCUUCAUCGGGGGUCCUUGCAACGUACCCGUGCACCUCAGGAGAAGUCCUCCAGCACGCUGGCAGUGGGGGCAACGAGACAGAGCAGUCGUGCACGCUUCCCCUCGGCAGGAUGAGAAUUUUGCCCACGGCGCAUUCCCGCAGCAGCAGCAGCAGCAUCACCAGGCCAUUCCUGUAGAGGAGGCGAGGCAGUACAGCCAAGCCGGCGCACCGCCCCGCAUGCUCCAUCCAUCCACACACCCGCCUCAGCAGACCUCCAUCAUGGUGGACCUUCAUGAACAAAUGCACCAAGGAUCUGUUCCGAUAUCUUACACAGUUACCACGGUGACGACCCACGGCUUUCCCAUGCACACGGGGCAGCCGAUCCCAGCGUGCAACGCGCAGCAGCUCCCAGCAUGCUCGGUAAUGUUCAGCGGACAGCUCUCUCUGCUCUGCUGCCUUCCUCCUCCUCUCAUCCAGGCGUGCACCAUGCACCACUUACCCGUGUCUUACCAGGCCUUUCCGCCUCUGAUCUCCAGCGAGCAUUUCCUCCUGCACCCGAGUCCUCCAGUGGCACCGCAUCAGCCCCCGGCGCUGGCGCCUCUCAGCCACUUCAUCCCCCUGCAGCCCCAGCACCCACGCAUGCCUCUGCAAAGAGUGGAGAACGAAGUGGACCUGCGAGGAGAGCAGCACCAUUUGGGAACUUUUUCGUACCCGGCCGCGCAUCACCCACCAGCAAUGCCCCCCUCUGUGCCCCUGCAGUACCAUCUGCCCCAGGAACCCCUACACCAGGAGCUGCCCUUUGCGGUGCCGUAUCCACACAUGCUGCCCAGGCGCGGGAGCGGCCAGAGGUACCGCCUACAGCAGCCGCUGCCUCCACCACCUCCUCCUCCGCCCUACUACCCCGGCUUCCUCCCUUACUUCCUCUCGAUGCUUCCUGUGCCUCCGACUGCUGUGGGUCCGGCCAUCAGCUUGGACCUGGACGUGGACGACGUGGAGAUGGAGAACUACGAGGCGUUACUGAACCUCGCAGAGAGACUCGGCGAGGCCAAACCUCGAGGACUGACAAAAGCUGACAUCGAACAGCUUCCAUCCUACAGGUUCAACUCGGAGAAGCACCAAUCAGAACAGACUCUGUGUGUGGUGUGCUUUAGUGACUUCGAGUCGAGGCAGCUACUACGAGUAUUACCCUGUAAUCACGAGUUUCAUGCGAAGUGCGUAGACAAAUGGUUAAAGACCAACCGCACGUGUCCGAUUUGCCGUGCGGAUGCUUCCGAAGUUCACCGUGACGUGGAGUGAGUCGGGGCCUUCGUCCUUCACUGGAUAACAGCACAAACCUUGGAGUGUGUGGUGGGAGCAGGCGCACACACACACAUACGCACGCACACACGCACACACACACACUACACGUGCGCACCACCCAACCCCGUGCCCUCCAGGAAAACCUAAAAGCAUCUCCUAGACACACUCCUUGCUCCUCCCAGCCCAUCUCCCGCUCAGCUCUUCUUCCACCCAAACCUUUGACCAAUAAGCAAUCUUGGAAUUCGUACGGAUUGUAUCAGACCUCCGCUGUGCUUCUCACGCAGGCUACUGCAUCCUCCGAGCCCGGAAACCUCCCCCAAUCCCCGAGUUUCAGUUUUCAUUUCCUGGUUUUUUUUUUUGUUUUUUGUUUUGUUUUGUGCUUUUCUUCGGCGAUUCCAAAGAUUACCGCGUGUGGUGUUGGCAUCUGUUUACACAGUCGAAUGUGUACUCGCUGUUCGCUUACGAAUAAUCCAAGCUGUGCUUCAGUGGUGUUAAGGGGAUAUGGGGAGGGGGUUCGAGGACGCCGUUCGAUCGGGGAGGAGAGAAAAAGGCAGCCGCGGUUUGUCCAUUCCACUGUCUUUAAACAAAAAAAAAAAAGAAAAGAAAGAAAUCGAAAAAGAAAAAGAAUCGCCUGAUCAUUAGCUGCAUGUUUGUAUAGGUGAUGGGCCGAAGUGACUUGUUAAUAAUAUAUGUUUUGCAAUAAUGUAUCGAUGAUUUCAAUAGCUCUAUCCCAGCUUCGCUAACGUGAGCGUGAACAGCAGCGGCUCUGAAUCUUUCGAGCUAACGAGGAAAAGGAAAAAAAAAAAAAAAACAGACACGAACUGCAAACUAAAACAGGAUGAAUGUGUGUGUACGUCUGCUCCCGGGCCUCAUCGCUGUGGAGUUUUGCACUGUUGCUGCACUGGAAAAUGGUCACAAGGACGAGGACCUUGUCGCAAACUGUGACCUCUGGUCGCCUCCCGAACCUGGCUGUAGUGCACGGAGGAGGGGUGGAAGCUCUCCGUCUCCUCCAUCCUUCACUCGGUUUGCUCUCUUCUGGAUGGUAUCUCACAGACUGUUGUCGUUUUUUUUUUUUUUUUUGUUUGUUUGUUUUUUUCUCUUCUUCUUGUUUUGUUUUGUUAGGUUAGCAAUACUCUUUUUGACUCGACGAGCUUCUCGCUGCAUUUCACGCGCAGGUUCAGCGGGACGGCGGCGAAGGGAAUUUCACUUCCACCUGAUGUCCAAAAAAAAAACAAACAAACAAAAAAACUAAAAACAGACAAACAAACAAAAAAAACCUGACUUUGGAAAAGGUGCGGGUCCCUUUUGCAGAAAGCAAUAUGUGCAAUGAGUGUCUGUCCUGAAUGAAUCCUUUUUUUUUUUCUUCUUUCUUUUUUCAUUUUGUGAUGUUUUUUUUGUUUUGUUUGUUUCGUUUCAGAGGACCAGGCUUUUCCUCACCUGUGAGCCAAAUAUUCAAUAAUUUCAAUACACUCUUCAAGGAUACAGCUCUGCCUUCUUCAAGACGUUGACAAGCACAAACUUGUUACUAAUCGUAAAACAAACAAACGAAAAAAAAAAAAACAAAACAAUACGUAGACUCCACGGUCGGUCGAACUCGAAACCGGCGUUAUUUAUUGGCUUUAUCUUCUGCGUUGAGGGGCAGAGCACCAGCACAGUGUAUCUUUGAUGCGAGGAUGUUGGGCCACGGUAGCAAUGUGAAGUGAAAAAGAGGAGGAAAAAAAACAAACAAACAAACAAACAAAAAAGAUUGUUAAGCAUAGCAUCUAAUGCGUCGUCGACUCUGCUUGUGUGUGCCAGCUGACUGUAGUGAUUCCACAAACGAUUCAGAGACUAAAGGUUCUUCUUAGAAAUGCACUGACUGUAAAAACCUGCUCAGCUCUUGGUUUCGCUCUGCAUAGACUCCAAAAAAAAAAAAAGACAAGAAGGAAAAAAAAAAACA